Molecule: messenger RNA, 3370 nt
Organism: Colossoma macropomum (tambaqui)
Lineage: Eukaryota; Metazoa; Chordata; Actinopteri; Characiformes; Serrasalmidae
Exons: 10
Coding region: 219-563 (114 amino acids)
Source: RefSeq, a predicted model, not a curated record
UUUCACAAAGGAUCUCCAGUGAGUCAGAGAGCGAGGCAUACUGUACUAGUUCAUCCUGCGCAACUACCAAAAGCGGCUAUAAUCUGGGGCGUAAAGCGAGUCUUUGCAUUCCCAUAAGAGCAGAAAGCUGUUGCAACAGAAGAGAAGCUGCAGGCGGUCUGAAGAGGCCUAAGAAACCUUCUGGACCACACAGACAACCAGGGGACCAGACUUGGAAAAUGUUGCGGUUAUUCUUGCUGGGUUUGAUCCUCACGGCCUCAGUCAGCCAGAAUUCAGAAGACUAUGAAGGUUCAGGAAAUGGAGAUGAUGAACCAGACGAGGAUUCAGACGACAUAACAAGUUCUGGAACGAUGGAACUCAAGAAUGAAGUGCAGUCCUCACCAGAUAAGGACGCAGGAGAUGAUGAUGGAUCCACCAUGAUAAUCAUCAUUGCAGCAGUGAGUGUUGUUGCCGUGGCUGUCCUGGCUAUCGUAGCGAUUGUUUUGUUCAGACGUCAUCUGCAAAACCGGGAACAAGGGGUGUACACUGUACCAACGGAGCAGACGCAAAAAGGAGCCGUCUAAGACCAAAGUUCAUGACUUCUUCUGGAUCUUUAUCAGGGACACCUCCACACAAACAGGGCUCCAUAAAAACACACUCCCACCUCCAGCCCACACGCCCACUAACGCCCGCAAAUCCCUUCAUUUCUUUCAGCCUGUCAUUAGCAGUGGAGGAGGCCUUUUUUCUAGCUGUCAUGAGCUUUUACGCAUGCUUUCAGAUGGAUUGGUUUUUAAAUGAAUGUACUCUUUUGUUCAAAUGCAGUGUCCUCUUGCUGUGUACUGUACGCUGUCUCCCAGAUCAGGGACAAAAAAAGCAAAAGAAGUUUUCCACACUGUUACCAUUUGUUUUUAAUAGAGACAGAGUGUUUUACUGUUUGUCUUAAACUCGCCCAACUGUAAUUCUCUAUUUGGACUGGUCUAUUUUUAAUUACUUUAUUUGUUCAAAUUCAUCAGGUGUGUUUUCUACUAACAUUUACUUUUAAUUUUGUCAAUAUUUGUAGUCCUAAGCGAGAUGGUCGAGCGAUGAAGCUUACUUCAACUCUUCUGAGCAUCUGACCAUCAUACAAACAGAAAGAAGCAGAAAGGGUCACGUCUACAGCAGUUUGUGUGAUGGCAAUUCUAAAGCUUUGUCGAAUAGCCUCAUACAAAUUCUCAGUCACUGUAAAGAGUAGUAAGAUGUAUGAGGCCGGAUUGAUAUUGAUUGGGCAGAGCUACCUUGAGUGAGAAUGGAGAGGAUGUGAUGAAGAGAGAGGGAAGAAUGAGGAUGAACGAGAGAGGGAGUGUAUAUAUAUAUAUAUAUAUAUAUAUGUGCACACACAGAAGUUCAAGUUUGGAAUCACUUGCAAGAUUAACAAUAUUAAGCAGAAGAUGUAUAUUUUUCUGAAAACACAAAUAUAUAUAUAUAUAUAUAUAUUUUUUUUUCUUUUUAUUACGCCUUCAAUUCUUUUCGGAGGACUUGCUUUUACAUUUUUCUACACCUCCAAAAAAAUCAAUUUUUUUUUGCCAAUUUUGUUGCAUUUUCAGUUUUGUAUGCUUCUAUACAUGAACUGUAAUUCUCUAUUUACAUAUUUUGGUCAUGUUAUCUGCCCUGAGAUUUGGUUUCCACAAUAUACACCUUAUUAGCAUCAGUUUGUAUACUUUUGUACUGUAAUAACAAAAUAUUAAUUCAUUCCAAACUAUUAAAAAAUCUCUCUCUCUCUCUCUCUCUCUCUCUCUCUCUCUCUCUCUCUCUCUCUCUCCCCCCACCCACUUUGGAGAGGGAAUCAGUAGCACUUCAUUCAGGUGCUUGGGCCCCUUUAUUGCAACUACACACUGAAAUUCUGAAGUGCUAUAGGCCUGCAAGGGAAGGCUUACACAUGAGCUCAGGGGGACACCGGGCACUUUUUCCACAGGGGUCACUUUUUUCUAAGAGUUCUGAGAGAAAGCUCUUAAGGUAGUAUCUGUACAUGUGUUGGGGCUGAAAUCUCUCGGUGUGCCAGGCUGAGCCCCGUGCAUGUGCAGGUGAAAGGACGAUGUGAAACAUACAGGUGCAAUGUGUUUACCCACACUUUCAGUUUCAAGAGGAGAAUCAAGAGGUGCUCUGUGAGUACGCGUCUAGAUGCUUGAGCUUGCCAGGGAAGUGCACCGGGGGUGCGUGUGCACGUGACUUUAAAGGCAUUUGUUUUAAGGCUAACCGAUGUAGACUGCAGUAUAACAAUCCUGUUAAAUCUGUUACUGAAAGUGUUCUUGCACUGUUGCCAUUUCAGAUAACUACGAAAUCAUUUCAAAAAAAGAAAGUAGCAGUUUCUUUAAUUGGAUUUGCUUUCUCUCUUUCUGAGUCCAUCUUCUUGGACAAAAUUGUGACCAUUAUUUUUAGGGCGAAGCAUUAUCUUUAAACCGUUUCUUUAGUUUACCAGUCUUGCUGUCUGCUUUGGGCCUGACUAGCCUAUUGAUUUUACUCAAUAGAAAAGAUGAAAGAUUUCUUGAAAGUGCUGAUUCUUUGUCCUCACUGAAUUGAAAAGUUACUGGGGCACCGGCUCUCCUAAAUAAGAAAAUAAACUUAGCCAUUUUGUUACAUGCCAGCUUAUAAUAAAGCAAUUUGUUAUUGCAUUCACCGAUGCAAAAAGAAGAAAAAGAUUUUUUUUCUUUCUUUUUUUCAAUGCAGCUCUUAGAUUAAACCCAUAAAUCGUAACUAAGCUUUGUCCUCCAACACUGCAGACUCAUAUUAACCUAACGGUAAAAUAAAUAAAUAAAUCUUUCUGAGUAAAAUAAUCUUUCUAAAUAGAAUAAUUCCAUCCAGUCUGCCUUCAAGCAUGUGAGACUGACAUUUAUGGAGAUUUUAGGAGAAAUAACAUGCGCCAUCGUUUGACAGUGACAGAAUAAUGAGGGUUUUCUCACGCUUUUACACUGUUUUAGCACUUUUAUCUUUAUUUUGUUUUGUUUUUCUUUUAUCUUGUCAGUCUUGAAGACUUACCACUGGCUUUAUGGGUGUUGAGAAGGUUUAAGGUGUUGUUAUUGUUGUUAUUGAUGUUGAUGUUUGUAUACGGUGUAUAUUGUCAUUACAUAUAUUUUUUAAAAAAUGUUUAUACUGCCUUGUAUUUCAACACUUUCAUUCUCUAUAGGGGUGUACGAUACGGACGAAUAACCAGCAUUUUGAUUAGAUUGAGAUUACAUGUUAAAUACAUUGUUGGACUACACUACUGUUCAAAAGUAUAGAAUCAACAUUUUCAACAAAUAAAAUUAAUAUUGAAAAUACCUCAUUUAUGAAAAGUGAAAUGGAUAGCGUAUAGAAUUUACACUAAACCUGAAAUAUUUAAUGAAACGUAACAAUAUAAGACCUAAAUCUACAUAAU